GGUAAGAUGACCCACAGGAAGUCAUGGUGACUACACAGAGCUGAAAGUGAUUGUCCCACUACUCUUCAGAUCAGGUCAGACUCUUUGGUGGACAUGGUUUUAAGGAAUGAUGGUGAGAAGGAGCUCUCACCUCCCAUUUGGUGCAGUUCUAAAGGGAUGCAAAGCACUAAAGAUUGUGUUAAUACACCAGAAGGAGCAACUGCAUGGUUUGGCCCGAAUCCUCCACAGAAAAACAUCAUCCAACUAGACCAAACAGACAAUCUGAAGACCUUCCUGAAGGGGGAGCCCCAAAUACUGGGGGUGGCUCAGAUCCUGAUUGGUUUGAUGAAAGUGUGCCUAUUUGCUAUAGGUCUGCGUUUUCAUUCUUCUGACUUUUCCCAUUGGUGUUAUUCCCUAGCCAUGGACUCAGGAUAUCUCAUAUGGGGAUCCUUAUUUUUCUUUGUGUCUGGAGCUGUGUCUAUUGCUGCUGGAAGAAACAUGACAUUAAACCUGAUCAAAGGCAGCCUGGGAGUGAACAUACUCAGUGCUGUGGUUGGGGGAGUAGGGAUAAUCUUGUCAACAGUAGAACUGACUGUGGUACAUGGAUUGGAAAAAAGUUGUCUUAUUCUUAGGGCACUUGAGAUUGGGCUACUAGUCCUCUCCCUGCUGGAAGUCAGCAUUGCUAUCUCUCUCUCUGUGUUUGGGUGCAAGGUGACCUGCUUUGUCACACAGGUGGUGGUUAUUCAGCCAAACAAUGACAAGGUGCCCUCAGUAAUGGCCCCUUAUGAACAUAUUUAUGAGGACCUGAAGUUUUAACAAGAUAGUUCCUGCUUUUAGAAAAAUUAUUCAUUGAGUAUCACUAGGUCAAUAAUAACCUGCCUGCCAGAAAGCAGUCACAUUUGUGCAUGGGAACAUAGUUAUUACAAAACCAAAUAAAAUACAU
Lutra lutra (Eurasian river otter) is the source of this 922-nucleotide messenger RNA. RefSeq names its product membrane-spanning 4-domains subfamily A member 4A-like. The coding region runs from base 94 to 795 and encodes 233 amino acids. Gene Ontology annotation, cellular component: Golgi apparatus; membrane. The record is from RefSeq and is a predicted model, not a curated record. The transcript has 7 exons. NCBI's taxonomy places the organism in Eukaryota, Metazoa, Chordata, Mammalia, Carnivora, Mustelidae.